Messenger RNA from Desarmillaria tabescens, 515 nucleotides. RefSeq lists its product as uncharacterized. Bases 39 to 374 code for a protein of 111 amino acids. The transcript has 4 exons. The record is from RefSeq and is a predicted model, not a curated record. NCBI's taxonomy places the organism in Eukaryota, Fungi, Basidiomycota, Agaricomycetes, Agaricales, Physalacriaceae.
GCAUACAUCCGCCUCCCGCUUUAUCCGAAAUCUCUAUCAUGUAUCGAGCAUCCAGACUCAUCCUUUCCGCGGCUCAAGCACGCCCAUCUGGGUCCUGCCUCUUGCAUACGACGUCUGUGACACGCAAGUCAAUGACGGAGAAAGUUUCUGAUGUUGCCGACACAGUAAACAAAAAACUCGGCAAAGGUUUGGCUUCUGCUAUAGAAGGAGGUGAGAAAGCGGCCACCGCUACCAAAGAUACAUUAUCUUCAGUAACAAACACGACGAAGGAAAAAGCCAGCGAGACCUCGAAAGUAGCCGGCCAAAAAAUUAAUCAGGCCGAAUCCGGAGCUCGCGAGGCGAAGGAAGAUGUGGAAAAGAAAUUGCGAAAAUAGUCAGUAUAGGUUGAGGACAAUGUCAAUGUAUCAGUAGUCGCCCCAGGAUAAUGUAGAACUAUAAUUUCCGUGGCAUUGGCAAUCGAUGAAUAUUAGCAGCUGGUAUAAAAAGAAAUGUCAGGAGUAAGUAGACGGGGAGGC